Molecule: messenger RNA, 1533 nt
Organism: Ceratosolen solmsi marchali
Lineage: Eukaryota; Metazoa; Arthropoda; Insecta; Hymenoptera; Agaonidae
Gene: Alg11
Product: ALG11 alpha-1,2-mannosyltransferase
Exons: 1
Coding region: 37-1476 (479 amino acids)
Biological process (GO): dolichol-linked oligosaccharide biosynthetic process; protein N-linked glycosylation
Cellular component (GO): endoplasmic reticulum membrane
Molecular function (GO): GDP-Man:Man(3)GlcNAc(2)-PP-Dol alpha-1,2-mannosyltransferase activity
Source: RefSeq, a predicted model, not a curated record
UAGAAUUUCAAUUGUUUUUUAAAGAAUAAGUUGAUAAUGUUAUCCGAUUCUGUUGCAAUUAUAAAACUUACAUUAUUGUGUUUAGUUUUAUGUGCAUUAUUCUUACCUUUAAUUAUUAUUGUAUUUCUCAAAGUAAAAUUUGCAAAAUCAUACCGUAUAAAUAAUAAAAAUAUAAUCACUAUUGGAAUUUUUCACCCAUAUUGCAGUGCUGGAGGAGGAGGUGAAAGAGUUCUUUGGGCUGGUAUACAAGCAUUACAAUCAAAAUACAAAAAUGUACAGAUUUAUAUUUAUACUGGAGAUUUAGAUGCUGAUCGAGAUAAAAUUCUUAACAAUGUUGAAAAACUAUUUAAUAUAAAAUUAGAAGAUAAUGUCAACUUUAUAUAUCUAUUUCAGAGGAAAUGGGUGGAAACUAAAAAUUAUCCAUACUUUACAUUACUUGGUCAAAGUUUAGGAUCUCUUUGGCUUGGCUAUGAAGCACUUACACUUCUUCAACCAGACAUAUUUAUAGACACCAUGGGAUAUGCAUUUACGUAUCCAUUAUUUAAAUAUAUUGGAGGAUGUAAAAUAGCUUCAUACACUCAUUAUCCAACAAUAUCGAAGGAUAUGUUGAGGCAUGUCUAUCGUAGGGUUAUCGUACAUAAUAAUCGUCAGGUUAUUGCAAGGAACCCAUUUCUGACAGCAGCAAAAAUGAUGUAUUAUAAAAUGUUUGCAUUUUUAUAUGGUAUUGUAGGUAGAACAGCUGAUAUUAUAAUGGUCAACUCGUCAUGGACUGAGGAUCAUAUUAAUUCAAUUUGGAAAUGUCCAUUAAGAACUCAUCGAAUUUAUCCUCCUUGUGAUAUAGAAAAAUUAGUAAAUUUACCAUUAAUAAAUGAUGAAGAAAAAGGUGACAUUAUUCGUAUAAUUUCUAUUGGUCAAUUUAGACCAGAAAAAAAUCAUCCACUCAUGCUUAGGGCUAUGUAUGAAUUAAGAUCAAUAGUUGACGAAAAUACUUGGCAAAAAAUACGGUUAAUAUUAAUUGGUUCGACUCGUAAUAAUGAUGAUGAAAUACGAGUAAAAGACAUGAAAGAUUUAUCUAAACAUUUAGCUUUAGAUAAAAAUGUAGAAUUUCAAUUAAAUAUUUCUUAUGCCGAACUUCUAAAUGCACUUCAACAAGGAACUAUUGGCCUACAUACUAUGUGGAACGAGCAUUUUGGUAUAAGUAUUGUCGAAUGUAUGGCUGCAGGAUUAAUCAUGGUUGCUCAUGCCUCGGGUGGACCAAAAGCUGAUAUUAUUGAAACCCAGACUGGAUCGCGAAAUGGAUUUUUAGCAAAUGAGGCUGAAGAAUAUGCUCAAAUUAUUGCAUGCAUUAUUAAGAUGACUACAAAUGAAAAAGAUAUUAUUCGCAAUGCUGCUAGAUCAUCUGUUAAUAGAUUUUCUACUGAACACUUUGAAAAAGAAUUCAUAAGAACUCUUGAGCCUCUUUUUAGAUCAGAAUAGUGAUUUGUAAAAUUAUAGGUUAAAAAUUAAGAAUGCCUAUGUAAAAUUAUUGUAAUU